AUAGUACAUUACGGACGCGACGAGGGAGAGGAUGUGAUGUGCCGUCGCUCGCUCGGCCUUUAGUGACUCCUGAGAAACACGUCGACGCAGAAAAGACGGACCGGGAUAUUUUCGACUAUAAUUUGUACUAAGAGUGAUUUUCUCGAUGUGGGAUCAUGGGUGUUCCUGCGGCCUUGUGACACAUUACUAUGAGCUCAGUGAACCAACCAGAUGAAUAUUUGCCAUUUAUUGAGGGCGUGUGAAACGACUGCCUCAUGAAAUCACUGAUUCUGGACAAUAGACAAAACAAAAGACCGAGAUUAGAUGGACCCACAUGCCGAGCCCUUCAGCAGCUGAGGGGCGCCGUAGAGCAGGAUUCCAUGGCUCCCUCCGUCGGGUGCGUGCGCGAGGGGAACGGCGGAGCGAGGGGAGGACGCCCCCUGGUCACCCGCCUCUCCUACAGCCACCACACCCACCUCCUGACCUUGGCUGACCUCCUCGACGGGUGCCCCAAGGUCGAACCUCUCCGUUACCAGGAUACCAAAGAGAAUAUCAUAUCAAAACACCGUGCUGGGGAGGCCUUCACCAUGUGUCGGCUCCUCGUCGGCUGCAGUGACCAGGAGAACACCAUAGAGCUGGAGAAGUUCACCCCAACGGCACUGCACGUGGCCUGCCUGCUGCCCCAGCCGGGUCCCCUCAUCAGCAAGCUGGUCAGAUCGGGAGUUUCCGUCAAAGAAGUCAAUUCUUUCGGCCAGACUCCGCUGCAUACUGUCUUGCUUGGUGAUGUGAGGAGUUCCAGCUUAAUAGAGGCUUUAGAGGCGCUGAUAGCUAAUGGUGCCGAUGUGAAUGCAAGAGAUAACUCUGGCGAAACGCCCCUUCACUGUGUGCGGAAUCUACUGAGGGAGGGACUGCACGAGAGGGCGGCGGAGGUUGCACAUACACUGCUAGUCGCUGGUGCACAUAUUGAUGCUGCAAAUAACAAGGGUCGAACGUUAUUGACAUAUAGCGUAGAGUACCUGGACGAUGCUCUUGCACUCACAAGGACCUUGGUCAACCACGGCUCUUGUGUUUGGGGAGCGGCAGAUGGCAGGGACAAAGAUCAAAGUGUCUUUGCUUGGUUCCUUAAGGCUGUGAUUUCUCAUCAGAGGCUUGAAAAUUGUUCAAGUACAGUUACUAUAAUCUCACAGUUGAUGGCAGCGGAUCCGAGAAGAAUGCAUCAACAUAUUCUUAGAACCAUGUUUAGACAAUCUAGGUGCUAUCAUAUUCUGGGCCCCCUGUUCCUGGAGCUCAAGACGCUAAUGAUGCCCCACUGGACGCAACCCGCAAGCCUCUCGUUCCUCUGCUGGCAGACGAUCCGCAGAUCACUCACACCAAAGAGAAUACACUCGGGAACGCCCCAGCUGGGUCUUCCGCCUCCUCUCCAGUCUUAUAUCCUACUAGAAGAACCUGGAUUCUGUUCAUAGCUGCUAAAAUAUUAAUAAGAGUUAUUAAUAAUGAUAAUAAUUAUAAUAUUGAAUUCCAUUACAAAGACUUGGAGUCCCUUUUUUUUCUUUCUUUGUUUCUUUUUUUUUUUUUCUUUUUUUUCUUUUCUUCUCUUGUUAACGAUUCCCAACUCCAAGCGGACGGACUCCACCGCAGAAGAUUGUUUAUGAUUAACCCAAGAAAAACUUAUUAGGGACAGGCUCGUAAUGUAUAUAAGUGCUUAUGGGAGAACUUAGUGAUCCUCAAGUGCUCUGUCUCUUUUGGAGAUGUGACUUAAAAUCUCCUGGCUGUGUUAACUCCUAUAGGAGAGUCAUGUAUGUGUGUGUAAUGAUGCUUACUGUGUGAGAGCUUAUAUUUUUUCUAUGAAGUAUGUCAGGGUGAUCUUUCCUUCAAAGAAACCAUAAAGAGAUAUUAUGGAUUUGAUCUUUUUCUUUCUCUCUUUUAUUUUCAAUGAUUUUACCUACUAGGUCUUUCAUUUGCAAAGUCUCAAUUCAGUUUCAUGUUCCUCUUGCACAGAGGUGUGUGUAUGUGUGUAUAUAUAUCAUAGUCUUUAAUGCUCAUUCUUUACCUUCUCGAUAUAAGUAACAGCAUAGAAAAUAUAGAGCAGGGUUUAUGCUUGCCAGCACUAUUGUGCCUUACAUUAUAAUGUUAACAGUGUAUUGGAAGACCAAUUUUCUAGGAGAGAACUUUUUUUUCUUCCUUUUUUUUUCAAAGAAUAUUAUUUCCCUUUCUCGGAGACUUUUAUUGACGACAUAUUUGCCUCAAGAGUCUUCCUUUACUCCAGAGAAACUACUGUACAAUAUACUUUCUAGUGAUUUAUCCUCCCAAACAAACCCCACAGGAGAGAGAGCCUUUUCCUAUUGUUUUCCGCGUAGGUGGUUGGAACGGUUAACAUUCGCACAUCACCAAACAAGUGCCAAACAAUUAAAGUGGUGUCUUUUGUAUUUCAGUGUCGGAGUUUUUUGUAAUGUGAGCCAUGUGCUAAGUACCCCAGAAUUGUAAGCAUAGACAUGGCAUGUAUAUGUGUUUGUGUGUGUCAAAUUUUAAUUAGAGCUCCUCAAAAGGUCACAAGUUGUUAUAAGUCAUCACUAUUUAGAUGUUAUCACAGUGUUACAACAAGCCACCUGUUACAAGCUCAAUUUUCUUGAUGGAAUAUAAGAUGCGUGUUUUUUCUCAGUUUUCUUGAUGAGAUGUGAAUGCAUGCUUUUCUUAAUAUUCUUGAUGGAUUAUAAAAUGCAUGUUUUUUCUCAGUUUUCUUCAUGGAGUAUAAACUUUUUUUGUUUUUUUGUUUAUUUUAAUCAACAGGAGAGAUUCAUUCAUAAAUAACUAUUUUCUUUAGCUUAAUGAUAUUAUUUACAUUCAGAAUAAGGCUGAACUUGCUGUUUGCAGUUUUCUACAUAAGGUAAAUGUGCUUGUCACUGCUUUGGGGAGUUUAGGAGAAAGACUUUUUUAUUUAAGUAUAUUAUGGAGGAAGUUGGUAAGAAUUCAUUAUUCCCCCACCCAAAAAAAAGCUGCCCCGUAAUUUUUUUUUAGGGAAAAUACUAUCCAAUGAAAGAUAAUGAUGGACAGGUACUUAGAGACAAAGGAAUGGACCACUUUCGACACAGACCUGGUUUGUGACAGGCUAUCUAGAUUGCAAAAUCCUCUUCGAAAUUAUCUAUAUCGUACAUGGUCUCAUACGCUUUCAAUACUUAUGGUAUAUCUUCUUUUUCCUAAAGAAUAUUCUUGCAGGUAUCCAAUGAGCAAAGAGAGAGUUUUGCCAAUUCUAACCUUCUGUGAACAUCGCUUCGUCUUUUAUAUACUUUAAACUCCCCCCUCCCCCCAUUAGCUUAAAGGGUUCAAUAUUCCAAGACACGUUUCCCCAAAAGGUCCGUAGAAGAAAGGCAGGUGAUAUAAGCAUUACUCAGGAUUUCCGUAAGGUCGUUCCCGUUGUCACGAAUGGGAGAAAAUGAACAGUACUGAAUUUAUCAGAGUUCUCUAAGUCGCGGUGAUUGCUUUAUUAUGGUGUAUUUGAUGUUUGUUCUUAUCCACAGUAAUUCCUCAACAAUACUCAGGUGUCAUGACUCAUUGUGAAUCAUAAUUCAUUUAUUCUUGCCCAAUCAAGUCCCUUUUUUUUUCUUCUUGUACUUAGUUGAAUUUGAAGUAGUUUGUGUAGGCAUUCUAUAAUUGUGAGCAAGGGGAACUGGCUGUCUGAUUUGUGUAAAAUACUGUGCAAAAGAAGAAGUAUGUUGAUUGCAAUGCAGGGAUUACCCCCUCACUACAGCUACGGGAAUAUGGUAACUCGUGAACGAUUCCAAAAGAAUGUGAAUAUUUGAAAACAUAUAUUUUUUUUAACGGAUAAUAAUAGCGAAACUAAAACUAGUUCCUUUUACAAUAACCGAAAAGAAAAAUAUAGAAACACCUAGUAGCCCGCCGUGGCACAACGACUAGUCAAGGUUACCAACAGUUCUAGAAAUCAGUGUGUAUUUAGAAUCAGUGACCAGUGACAUGCUGGACCUAGUUUUCACACAUAACUAGCGUCCAGGACUUGACUUCGAUGUGACAAAGAUUCCGGUGCGUGUGUAUAUAACUGGUGAUGGUAUUAGACUGAAUUUUUGCUGACUAAAAACUGACUUGGUGAAUACAUAAAGUGACAGUACCUGAUUAACAGAAUAUGUCACACGGCCCAACAAACAAAUGUAUUUUGUGAUAUGACUAACUCUUUAAGAAAACUAUGAUGACAGGACCUAAUACAGAAACUGCAUAUUAGGUCCUGGAGUGUAGUAGGUGACUGUGUGACUGACAGAGACCUAGAGACAUUUCAGUGAGAGUAACAUUUGAUUUCUAGUGUGUAGUUAACAGGAAAAUAAAGAAACGAAUUAUCAGUAACUGGUUGACAGAGACAGUUUGUAGUAAGUGCGUGUGUGUGUGCAUAAGUGUAUAAUAAAUGCCUUGACACGAAGAACAAGUAAUCAUUACUUGAUCAAGUGAAUACAUUCAUAUCAUGGAAUCACAAUAGGUGGAAGCUGUUACCUAAGAGGUAUUUUAUUGUAUGCAUGUUGCGAGAGUUGAGUGUGUGACCUUCGUCUCCAACUUGAAGACGGCAUUAACCAGUCUACUGGAACACUAUAACACGUCCAAGACACUGUGAAUAUUUUAUAUAAAUUGUGUAACCUUUGCUGACUUACAUGCCAGUCAAAGAGAAGAUAUGUAUAUUUACUUAUAAAAAUAAAGAGCCCAAAGUGCCA
Penaeus monodon (black tiger shrimp) is the source of this 4688-nucleotide messenger RNA. Its product is annotated as ankyrin repeat and SOCS box protein 18-like. Gene Ontology annotation, biological process: intracellular signal transduction. The transcript has 8 exons. Gene Ontology annotation, molecular function: protein binding. Lineage: Eukaryota; Metazoa; Arthropoda; Malacostraca; Decapoda; Penaeidae. The record is from RefSeq and is a predicted model, not a curated record. Bases 255 to 1442 code for a protein of 395 amino acids.